CGGAUUUUGCCGGGUUUUCAGCAGCUUUGUCUUUUACCACCUCUCUUCUUUCUCAGAGUUUAAUCUUCACCUUUCUGGAAUCCGCAGCAAAAAAAUUUGCAGUAAAUAAAAAGUUGGAACUGCGAUGGAUUCUUACCAAAAACAAAUUAUAAAAAUCAAUAAAGUAAUUCAAACCCAGUAAGAAAGUCCAUCUCUUUCUCUCUCUUAUUUCCUAUUAAACCCCAUCAUUCCUCUUCCUUCUUUUUCUAAGCUUUAAGCAACCAGACCCAUCAAAUCAAGUCGCUCUCUUUCUCCGAUGGAGGACUAGAUCCGCCUCAGCAUUUUCUGAUCCAACAAGGUGGUGUUGAUUGUUAGGGGUUAAGUUUUGGAUUGGGUUUAAAAUGGCGAUGGGUAAGUAUAGUAGAGUUGAUAAUAGGAGGUCGGCGGCGAGUUACUGCUCGACGGUGACCAUUGUGGUGUUUGUGGCAUUGUGCUUGGUGGGGGUUUGGAUGAUGACGUCAUCGUCGGUGGUGCCGGUGCAGAAUGUGGAUGUGGCUCAGGAGAAUAAGAGUGAGGUGGUGAAGGAGGAACAAGUGAGUGAGACCAGUGAGGGGAAUAGCAAGCAGUUUGAGGAUAACCCGGGGGAUUUACCGGAGGAUGCGACGAAAGGAGAUAGCAAUGAGGGUGGUAAUCAGGUGGAAGAGAAGCAGGAGGAGAAGGGUGAGGAGAAGAGUGAAGAGAAGAUUGAGGAGAAAACAGAAGAUGGGUCGAAAACUGAGACUGAGGAUGGAGGAAGUAAGACUGAAGAGGGAGAGUCUAAGGGAAAUGAUGAUUCAAAUUCUGAAGAUGGAGAGAAGAAAAGUGAGGGUGACAAUGAGAAAAAGGACGAUUUGGGUGAGGGUGAGGGUGACAAUGAAAAGAAAUCGGAUGAUGACAAUGAAAAGAAAGCAGAAAACACCGAUGAAACAAAGGAGAAUACUCAAAUUGAGGAGAAAGUGGAAACAACUGACAAGGAGCAAGAUAGUGAGAAAUCGGAGAAUGGGCAGGCUGUGAACCAGAGUUCAACUGAGGUGUUUCCUUCUGUUGCUCAGUCAGAGCUUCUGAAUGAGACUACUGUCCAAAAUGGGUCCUGGUCAACUCAGUCGGCAGAGUCAAAGAAUGAAAAGGAGGCUCAACGUUCUUCUGACCAGCAAACUGGUUACAACUGGAAACUUUGUAACUCAACUGCUGGGCCUGAUUUCAUCCCAUGCCUUGACAAUUUGCAAGCCAUUAGGAGUCUUCAAAGUACCAAGCAUUAUGAACAUCGCGAGAGGCACUGUCCUGAGGAGCCUCCCACAUGCCUUCUUCCCCUUCCAGAAGGAUAUAAACGCCCAAUUGAGUGGCCAACGAGCAGGGAAAAGAUAUGGUACUAUAAUGUCCCCCAUACCAAACUUGCCGAAAUUAAGGGGCAUCAGAACUGGGUCAAAGUCACUGGCGAAUUCCUUACUUUCCCUGGUGGUGGAACCCAAUUCAAGCAUGGUGCUCUUCAUUAUAUAGAUUGGAUACAAGAGUCUGUUCCUGAUAUUGCCUGGGGAAAACGUUCUCGUGUCAUAUUAGAUGUUGGAUGUGGGGUUGCAAGCUUUGGAGGAUUUUUAUUUGACAGAGAUGUCCAAGCAAUGUCCUUUGCCCCAAAAGAUGAGCAUGAAGCUCAAGUCCAGUUUGCACUUGAAAGAGGAAUUCCUGCUAUAUCUGCUGUGAUGGGCACACAGAGACUUCCUUAUCCUAGUAGAGUUUUUGAUGUUGUCCACUGUGCCCGCUGCAGGGUUCCCUGGCACAUAGAAGGUGGUAAGCUUCUAUUAGAGCUGAAUCGUGUGUUGAGACCUGGUGGUUUCUUUGUGUGGUCUGCUACCCCAGUAUAUCAGAAGAAACAUGACGAUGUUGAAAUAUGGGAAGCCAUGAAGGAACUAACAGAGAAGAUUUGUUGGAAACUUGUCACAAUUAAUAAGGAUGCACUAAAUGGAAUUGGUGCAGCUAUAUACAGAAAGCCUACCACCAAUGAGUGUUAUGAGCAAAGAUCACAAAACCACCCUCCUAUCUGUGACAAGUCUGAUGAUCCGAAUGCAGCAUGGAAAGUACCAUUACAAGCAUGCUUGCACAAAGUUCCUGUAGAUGCAUCAGAGCGUGGAUCUCAGUGGCCUGAGCAAUGGCCAGCAAGGUUGGACAAGGCGCCAUAUUGGUUGUUGAGUUCUCAGACUGGAGUUUAUGGAAAACCGGCUCCUGAGGAUUUCACUGCAGACUAUGAGCACUGGAAACGCGUGGUAGACAAGUCUUAUUUAAAUGGAAUGGGCAUUAAUUGGUCAUCGGUUAGGAAUGUCAUGGAUAUGAGAUCUGUUUAUGGAGGAUUUGCUGCGGCUCUGAAAGAUUUGAAACUUUGGGUCAUGAAUAUAGUCACGAUAGACUCUCCAGACACCUUACCCAUAAUUUAUGAGCGAGGUCUUUUUGGCAUGUAUCAUGAUUGGUGUGAAUCAUUUAGCACCUAUCCUAGGUCUUAUGAUCUUCUCCACGCAGACCAUCUGUUUUCCCUGCUCAAGAAGAGGUGCAAGUUAGUCGCUGUAGUUGCAGAGGUUGAUCGGAUCCUUCGACCAGAGGGAAAACUUAUUGUUCGGGACACUGUCGAGACAAUUAAUGAGCUGGAGAGCAUGUUGAAGUCUAUGCAGUGGGAGGUUCGCAUGACCUAUUCCAAGGACAAGGAGGGAUUGCUAUGUGUCCAGAAGUCGAUGUGGCGGCCUAAAGAGACGGAGACAGUCAAGUACGCCAUUGCUUAAGCAUGCUCCCAAGGGCCCCUUGGCAAGGGGAUUAUACCAUUCUUUUUGUUUUGGUUGUUAAUUCAAAUUCGAGGCAAUUGUACUUUAUAUUAGCCAUCUGUAUCAUUUAGUUAGGGUCUUGCAGUGUUUAUCAUUUUUUUUUUGUAUCAAUUUGGUUGAUGUUGCUAUAUCCCACUGUAAUAUUGCAUCACUAGUUGUCUAUUAAACAAUGAACACAGUUUUGCUAUUGGAGGCGUUUGUUACACCGGAUGU
This is a messenger RNA of Fragaria vesca subsp. vesca, 3035 nucleotides long. RefSeq names its product probable methyltransferase PMT26-like. NCBI's taxonomy places the organism in Eukaryota, Viridiplantae, Streptophyta, Magnoliopsida, Rosales, Rosaceae. The transcript is spliced from 9 exons. Gene Ontology annotation, molecular function: methyltransferase activity. The coding region runs from base 381 to 2783 and encodes 800 amino acids. Gene Ontology annotation, cellular component: cytoplasm; endosome; trans-Golgi network. The record is from RefSeq and is a predicted model, not a curated record.